This is a messenger RNA of Salvia miltiorrhiza (redroot sage), 1617 nucleotides long. Its product is annotated as probable protein phosphatase 2C 47. NCBI's taxonomy places the organism in Eukaryota, Viridiplantae, Streptophyta, Magnoliopsida, Lamiales, Lamiaceae. Gene Ontology annotation, molecular function: cation binding; protein serine/threonine phosphatase activity. The record is from RefSeq and is a predicted model, not a curated record. Gene Ontology annotation, biological process: protein dephosphorylation.
UUAAUCUAGCCGCAAUACAUAUCGUUAUGAAAGAGGAUAGCGCGUGGCGUCGGAUACUUUUCCUAUUACCACUAGGGUUAAGUUUCUCUUCUCCCCUAAUUCAAAUAUCAACCCAACUCUCUCUCUCUCUCUCUCUCAUCUUCCUCUUUCCUCAAUCAACAAACAAUCCACAAUAAAACGAACAAUCUCUCUCCAAUUCUCCUACAAACAACCGGAAGCAAGCCCAGAGCCGUAAGAAUUUUGUUAGGAUCGCUGCGCGCUUUAGGAUUGUAAUCAAUUAUGGUGGCAGAAGCGGAGUUUGUAUGUCAUCCAACCGUCGCCUUUCAAUGCAUUCGCGUUCCCCCGCCUAAUCUUCAAUCGGAUUUCUUCGACAUGUCGCAGCCCGAUACCGCUGCGCCUAUUCCCGUCGACCUCUCUCGUCGUGAAUCGGCGCUGAGCUGCUCAACUAGUUUACAAAUUACCAAAGCAUCUGAGACUUCGACCAGAAAGUUUGUUCCAAGAAUUCGAUCGGGCAGCCACACUGAUAUUGGACCUCGUAGUUCCAAUGAGGAUGAGCACAUCAGGAUUGAUGACCUAUGCAGCCACUUGGGCUCCCUCUACAGCUGGUCAGAACCGAGCUCCUUUUAUGCUGUGUUUGAUGGUCAUGGUGGACCAGGGGCUGCAGCUUUCAUGAAGAACAAUACUAUGAAAUUUUUCUUUGAGGAUGCUGAAUUGCCUCAAACAUCUGAUGUUGAAGAAACCUUCUUGCAAGCGUUUGAGACUUGUCAUCGAAGAUCAUAUUUACAGGCGGAUCAAGCCUUGGCUGAUGAUCUCAAUGUUGAUUCAUAUUGUGGAACAACAGCACUUACCGUUCUGGUUCAUGGAAGAAAUCUACUCAUAGCAAAUGCUGGCGACUGUCGUGCUGUCCUCUGUAGGAAAGGAGGUGCAGUCCAGCUAUCACAAGAUCACAGACCUUCUUGUCAAGUGGAGAAAGAGAGGGUGGAGGAUUUGGGUGGUUCAAUUGAAUAUGGAUACCUAAAUGGUGAGCUUGCGGUCACACGAGCUCUUGGCGAUUGGUAUAUGAAACUCCCAGUUGGAUCUGCUUCACCUCUCACUGCCGAGCCUGAAUUUCAGUUGACUAAGCUGACUGAGGACGAUGAGUUCUUGAUAAUUGCAUGCGAUGGUAUUUGGGAUGUUAUGUCGAACCAGGAGGCAGUUAGCCUAGUACAGCAAGAGCUGAGGUACCACAACGACCCAGAACAAUGUGCUAGAGAGCUCACCAAUCAAGCGUUAAUGCAAGAUACAGGUGACAACGUCACAGCCAUCGUGGUUUGUUUCUCCUCUUCUGAGCGUCAAGAUACAGUUUCCUGUCAAAAGCCGAGAUUGAGAUUCUGCAUGUCUGAAGAAGCAAGGGCCAAGUUGAGGAAGUUCAUAGAAGACAAUUGAACGAAAACCGGCGGGCGAGAGCUGCAGCUGCUUGAGCUAGCUAUAUACUAUAUUCUUUGUGAAGAUAAUCAUACAUAUUAAAUGAUUAUUUUUCUUCUGUUUUGAGGUUGCUUCAGAAAGCAGUGAGAAAAAGCAACCUUGUAUUGGUGGCAGUAGUCAUGAGUGAAUCUAAAUAUUAUUGAAUUUGAACAA